This is a messenger RNA of Paramecium octaurelia, 409 nucleotides long. Lineage: Eukaryota; Ciliophora; Oligohymenophorea; Peniculida; Parameciidae. The record is from the annotation of a GenBank genome assembly.
UAAUUAUUUAAGAUAUGAAUAGACGACUUGUGCAAAUGUUUAGCAAAUAAUUGGGCUAAGUACCGAGAUUCUUUGCAUCGAAUGAACAGCCAAUGAUUUUGAGAAAUGAGAAGACAGGCUAUUAUGUGAAUCCAGAAGCUGUUGCUCGUCGAAUGAUAAAGGUGAUUAGUUUGCACGACGACGUAAGGAAUCCCUCUGCAAUCACCUUGCAAUCCACAUGGACUGACAUUGGUUUGUCAGACAUGGCCUACGUAGAAGUACCCGACAUAUAAAAUAUAUAUAGGUAAUGGUGGAAGUUGAAAGAGAGUUUGAAAUAGAAUUUCCAGACGCUGAUGUGGAGUGUUUCAGAACAGUCAAUGAUGCAGUAGAGUAUGUGGCAAGGAGCUUCUUCGCUGUUUGAUUUAAAAGC